CUCCAAGUACUCAAAGCGGACAACCAACUAACUGCGGAAGGACAGGAGAGAGAAGACCUAAACAUUGCUGUGUGCCGUCUACACAGUAUUCACAAUCUUACAGAAGAAGACCCUUAUUUGCCAUGGACCCUGUCACAAUUGUUCUGUCCGCUGUGGUCAUUCUAUUUUUGUCCUAUGUUUAUAACUAUCGGGAACAACACAAGUACAAGAAUUUCCCUCCAGGACCAAAACCUUUGCCGAUCAUUGGGAAUAUACACAUGAUCGACAUGGCAAAUCCUCAUAAAACAUUUAUCCAGCUGUCGAAGAUGUACGGCCCGGUAUUCAGCGUCCAGUUGGGCAUGAUGAAGGCGGUCAUCCUAUGUGGUUAUGAUGCUAUAAAAGAUGCUCUUGUAAACCAUGCGGAGGAAUUUGCAGACAGACCGCGCACUCCAGUGCUCGCUAAAUUAAUAAAGGACCAUGGUCUUGCUUUAUCGAACGGUGAGAACUGGAAAGUGAUGAGACGAUUCACUCUUUCAACGUUACGAGAUUUCGGGAUGGGGAAGAAAGGAAUAGAGAACAAGAUCACUGAAGAGGCUGAAUGUUUAAUACAGACAUUUAAGUCAUAUGGAGGAAAACCCUUUAAUAAUUUGACCAUCAUGAACGCUGCUGUAGCCAAUAUAAUUGUUUCCGUACUACUCAGUCAUAGAUAUGAGUACGAUGAUCCAACCAUUCUGCAGCUCAUGAGUGCAAUUAAUGAAAAUAUAAGACUCCUGGGAAGUCCUAUGGUCCGGCUGUACAAUAUUUUUCCAACUGUGAUGGAAUGGCUGCCGGGAGGUCACAGGAAAAUGUUUGAAAACAUCAGAACGUUUCAGGACUUUAUAAGAGCGACAUUUACAAAGCAGAAGAAAGAACUGGAUGUGAAUGACCAGAGGAAUCUGAUUGAUGUGUUCCUGGCUAAGCAGCUGGAGGGCAAGCCAGAAUCCACUUUAUAUUACCACAAUGACAACCUGAUUGCACUGGUGGGAGAUCUAUUUGCUGCUGGUAUGGAGACCACCUCAACCACUCUGAGAUGGGGUCUCCUGCUCAUGAUGAAAUACCCGGAAAUCCAAAAAAAAGUGCAAAAUGAAAUUCAAAGAGUGGUUGCAUCAUCUCAACCCCAAUUGGAGCAUAGGAAACAAAUGCCGUACACCGAUGCCGUCGUUCAUGAAAUUCAGCGGUUUGGUGAUAUUGCACCUGAUGGUGUCCCUCAUGCAACUAAUCAGGAUGUCACAUUCAGGGGCUACUUUAUUCCAAAGGGUACCAUGGUGAUGCCAUUUCUAUCCUCCGCACUGAAAGAUGAAGCCUACUUUGAAAGGCCAGAAGACUUUUACCCAGAACAUUUUCUCACCCCAGAAGGGCAUUUCAAGAAGAAUGAGGCAUUCAUACCAUUCUCAUUGGGUAAAAGAAGCUGUGCUGGGGAAAGCCUGGCUAAUAUGGAGCUGUUUAUAUUCUUCACAUCGCUGCUGCAGAACUUCACAUUCCAGGCUCCUCCCGGAGCUAAACUUGACCUGACACCUGCAAAGGGUUUAACUAGUGCCCCACAGCCUUAUACAAUGUGUGCUAUACCCCGCAGCUAGAACAUAGUUUCAGGCAAGCUAAUUUGAAAUAUAUAUUAUAUUGCUUAGACUUACAGAAUCUAAAUAAAAUAUAACCACUGUGCUGAUAACGUUGCAUUUGCUGACUGUAAUUAGACAAAUAAUAUUUGACAAUAAAAGAUUCCUCAUCA
Molecule: messenger RNA, 1744 nt
Organism: Pseudophryne corroboree (corroboree frog)
Lineage: Eukaryota; Metazoa; Chordata; Amphibia; Anura; Myobatrachidae
Product: cytochrome P450 2K6-like
Exons: 10
Coding region: 123-1595 (490 amino acids)
Biological process (GO): xenobiotic metabolic process
Cellular component (GO): cytoplasm; intracellular membrane-bounded organelle
Molecular function (GO): oxidoreductase activity, acting on paired donors, with incorporation or reduction of molecular oxygen, reduced flavin or flavoprotein as one donor, and incorporation of one atom of oxygen; heme binding; iron ion binding
Source: RefSeq, a predicted model, not a curated record